Pipistrellus nathusii (Nathusius's pipistrelle) is the source of this 1611-nucleotide messenger RNA. Lineage: Eukaryota; Metazoa; Chordata; Mammalia; Chiroptera; Vespertilionidae. The record is from the annotation of a GenBank genome assembly.
AUGGCGACCCCGGAUGUCAGUGUGCACAUGGAGGAGGUGGUGGUGGUGACGACACCCGACACUGCGGUGGAUGGCAGUGGCAUGGAGGAGGUCAAGACAGUGCUGGUGACAACCAACCUGGCUGCCCACGGAGGCGACCUGAGUGAGGACAACAUGGAGACUGAGAACGCAGCUGCGGCCGCUGCGGCUGCCUUCACAGCGUCCUCACAGCUCAAGGAAGCCGUGUUAGUGAAGAUGACUGAAGAGGGGGAGAACCUGGAGGCCGAGAUCGUGUACCCCAUCACCUGUGGGGACAGCAGAGCCAACCUGAUCUGGAGGAAGUUCGUGUGCCCCGGCAUCAACGUAAAGUGUGUGCAGUAUGAUGAACAUGUCAUCAGCCCUAAGGAGUUUGUGCAUCUGGCUGGCAAGUCCACCCUGAAGGACUGGAAGAGGGCCAUCCGGAUGAACGGCAUCAUGCUCAGGAAGAUCAUGGACUCCGGGGAGCUGGACUUCUACCAGCACGACAAGGUCUGUUCCAACACCUGCCGCAGCACCAAGAUCGACCUCUCGGGAGCCCGCGUGUCCUUGAGUAGCCCCACAUCGGCCGAGUACCUCCCGCUCACACCCGCCACAGCUGAUGUGAAUGGGUCUCCUGCUACCAUCACCAUAGAAACCUGCGAGGACUCCGGUGACUGGACCACGACCAUUGGAGAUGACACAUUUGCCUUCUGGCGAGGGCUCAAGGAUGCAGGCCUGCUGGAGGAGGUCAUACAGGAGUUCCACCAGGAGAUGGUGGAGACCAUGAAAGGCCUGCAGCAGCGGGUGCAGGACCCCCCUCUGCAGCUCCAAGACGCCGUGCUGCUCAACAACAUUGUGCAGAACUUCGGCAUGCUGGACCUGGUGAAGAAGGUGCUGGCCAGCCACAAGUGCCAGAUGGACCGCUCUCGGGAGCAGUAUGCCCGUGACCUGGCCGCCCUGGAGCAGCAGUGUGACGAGCACCGCCGACGGGCCAAGGAACUGAAGCACAAGUCCCAGCACCUCAGCAACGUGCUCAUGACGUUAACGCCCGUAUCCCUGCCACCCCCCAUAAAACGGCCCCGUCUUGCAAGGGCCACAUCCGGGCCUGCUGCCAUCACCUCGCAAGUACUCACCCAGUCUGCCCAGAUUGCCCUCAGCCCCGGGGUGCCCGUCUCCCAGCUGACUAGCAUGCCGAUCGGCAAAGUGAUGUCUACGCUACCUUCUCCUGUGCUGGGCAAGGGCUGCCCCCAGGCGGCUCCUGCCAGCUCUCCUGCCUCGCCACUGCUUGGGGGCUACACAGUGCUGGCCUCGUCAGGCACCUCCUUCCCUGGCACGGUGGAGAUCCACCCGGACGCAUCCAGCCUCACGGUCCUGAGCACGGCCGCCAUGCAGGACGGCAGCACUGUGGUCAAGGUGGUCAGCCCCCUGCAGCUGCUCACCCUGCCGGGCCUGGGCCCCGCCCUGCAGAACGUGGCCCAGGUGUCGCCCGGGGGCAGCACCAUUGUGACAGUGCCCACAGGUGCCGUGGAGGGCACCAUGGCUGCCCCAGGGCCUGAGGAGCACACAGCCACCAUCGAGGUGGCCGCCAUGGCUGAGGGCCACGAGCCCAAGUAG